AUAAAGCGCAAAAGAAGAAUAAAUCCGUGGCCGCAACCUCGCGAGUCGCGAAGCGCACGCACACAGAAACAGAACUACGAGCUCCUCGCCCUCGCCUCCCCCGCUCCACUCCGAUUCCUCCUCCUCCGCCGCCGCCGCCGUUCGAUCUCCGGGGCUCCGGUCCCAAGCUCCCGGCAUUCUCCGUGAGGAAUUGCUAUGGAAUGCUUGACUGCGAGUUUCGCCGCGAGGAAUGCGGGUAGGGAUUAUAACUUCGUAUGUCCGAGUAAGCCCGCGGGCGAGAAGCAAUGGAUUCAAGGAAGGGUUCUCUGCUAUUUUACAGCUUACACAAACUCUAGCCGAUGCUGCAAGGUUGCCACUGGGGUGUACCCCAUCAGCCCAGUUGUUGGCAGACGUUCACGCUGGAGAUCUUUCGCAGCAAGUUUGAAUUUAGAGAAUGGGCCUGCACCAUUGAGUUCGACAUCGUCUUCAUCAGGGCAGACUAGUGAGCAGCUUACCUCAGACCAGUUGAAAUCUCUUUUGGCUGAUAAAGAACGAAGUAAGCUUUUGAGAAAGCUAAGUGAAGCAAACCAGCUGAACCGGUUUCUCAAGAGACAGUCGCAAAUAAAGGAUGAUGCAAUUGUAAAGUUCAGAAGUGAACUUGCUGUUUUGGAACUUGAACUGCAGGCUUUGGUUGGCCUAGCUGAAGAGAUUGCUAAUUUUGAUGUUCCAUCAGGGUCAAGGAAGGUAAAUGGAAAAUAUAUUCAGUCUCAUCUUCUCUCCAGAUUAGAAGCUGUCCAUGACAAGGUUAUGGCACAGAUAAAGGACAUCGAGUCUUUAAGACCUCGAGAAAUCACUGUCCAUUGGGUUGGCAUGGCUGAGAACGUGCAAAUUAUGGGCUCCUUCGAUGGCUGGUCACAUGGUGAGGCAAUGUCGAGAGAAUAUUCAGGGGAUUAUGCGAGAUUCUCUGCGACUCUGAGGCUUAGACCUGGGAGCUACGAAAUCAAGUUCUUGGUGGACGGGGAGUGGAAACUGUCAUCGGAAUACCCGAUUACCGGCGAGGGAUUGACACAGAACAAUAAACUCGUCGUGCAAUAGCAGAUUUUUGCUGCCCCUUAGAACUGUAUUAGGAUUGUACCAGAUUACUACCAUGGGUGUUCUCCCGCGAAAUUCGUGUUCUAUGAAAUGCAAAGCCCCAUUUGCUUGA
Messenger RNA from Aegilops tauschii subsp. strangulata, 1183 nucleotides. RefSeq names its product protein PTST, chloroplastic. The record is from RefSeq and is a predicted model, not a curated record. Lineage: Eukaryota; Viridiplantae; Streptophyta; Magnoliopsida; Poales; Poaceae.